CUUUAAUGUAACCGAUAUUGGAUGCCAAGACUAGCGUGGUGGUGCGGGACACCCCCGGAGUUGUCCCUCACCUCUGCCCGCUGCCCACUUCGAAACCCUCAUCCACCAGUAUCGUCUACCUCCUCACUUCAACCAUCAACACAUACACUACACACCGCCCACCAUGGAUAUGAGCAGAUUUCAAAAUAUCGGCACGAACAUCACCGCGAGCUUCUCGCCGUUCGCUGCCCGCACCGGACAGUUCGUGCGCGAGCAGUUCGGACAAGCUGAGGAUAAGACUCAACUCCCGGCGGACUACCUUGAGCUCGAGAAACGCGUCGAUGCGCUCAAGCAAGUGCACCAGCAGCUGCUAUCUGUUACGUCCCAGUACGCCAACGAGUCUUACGACUACCCUCCUAACCUCCGCGAGAGCUUCCUGGACCUCUCCCGCACCGUCUCGGAAAAGGUCCAGCUCCUAGCGUCCGCCUCAUCCGCCGCUGAAGCCCAGUCGGCCCUCACGAAGCCUGGCACCAAGUCUGCGCCCAAGACCUUCAACCACGCCCUUGGUCGGGCCUCUCUCACAUCUGCGCAUCUCCUCGAGCCCAAUGACCCUCUCGCUACCGCCCUCGAGAAGUAUGCGCUCGCCUCCGAGCAGGUCGGCGAAGCGCGUCUGCAGCAGGAUGCCCAGAUCGUUUCGCGGUUCAACUCCGCCUUCACCACUACGCUCAACACCAACAUCACAUUCGCGCAGAAGGCCCGCAAGAACGUCGAGAACGCGCGACUGACGCUCGAUGCGGCCAAGUCGAGUGCCAAGAACGGUGGAUUUGGGUUCCCGGCGAUCGGUGCUGCGGGCAGGAAAGAACACACUGGCGACGAGAACCUCACUGAGGCUCAGCGUGUCGAGAUCGAGACAGCAGAAGACGAGUUCGUGGGCUGCACUGAGGAGGCCGUCGGUGUUAUGAAGAAUGUGCUGGAUACUCCCGAACCACUUAGGAAUCUGGCCGAUCUUGUGCAAGCUCAGCUGGAGUUCCACAAGAAGGCCUUCGAGAUUUACUCCGAGUUGGCGCCGUUGAUUGAUAGUCUUCAGGUUGAACAGGAGGCGAGUUACAGGAAAGCCAGAGAGGAGGGAGCGUAAGCCAUGGCGAUAGUUUGGGAGGGGUUCUGUCUUUUGCUACUGCCUUGAUGUUAUGUUGCUCGCUUUCUCGCUUGCAUCUUUGUUUACUCGUGCGUACAUGAUGAAACGAUAUCGUGCGCGUGUGAGAUCAGUUCGCCCGCCUGAAGAGUGGACUCCAUGGUGCAGAAAAUGUGCAGACUUUGAACCCCAAAUCCCUGACAACCCUGGGUCCAGAGUAUGGAAUUCUAUCAUUUGACUAUGCAGAGUACUAGGUAGCUCGACUGAUGAACAGAUGUAAUGGGCUUAUCGACGGCAGCGGGC
Messenger RNA from Tricharina praecox, 1414 nucleotides. RefSeq names its product BAR domain-containing family protein. Lineage: Eukaryota; Fungi; Ascomycota; Pezizomycetes; Pezizales; Pyronemataceae. The record is from RefSeq and is a predicted model, not a curated record. The transcript is spliced from 6 exons. Gene Ontology annotation, cellular component: cytoplasm. The coding region runs from base 164 to 1114 and encodes 316 amino acids. Gene Ontology annotation, molecular function: protein binding.